Apaloderma vittatum (bar-tailed trogon) is the source of this 1500-nucleotide messenger RNA. RefSeq names its product nuclear fragile X mental retardation protein interacting protein 1 (gene NUFIP1). Gene Ontology annotation, biological process: box C/D snoRNP assembly. Gene Ontology annotation, cellular component: nucleus. Lineage: Eukaryota; Metazoa; Chordata; Aves; Trogoniformes; Trogonidae. The annotation marks the transcript as partial. Gene Ontology annotation, molecular function: RNA binding. The transcript is spliced from 10 exons. The record is from RefSeq and is a predicted model, not a curated record.
GCCGAGAGUUACCCGCCCGCCAACAACUACCUGCUGCCUGACGGCUACGCGUCACCCACUGCCUGGUACCCGCCGGCCUAUGGAGACCGACCACAAGGCCCGCACGCUGGUGGAAAUGGCCGUUUCUCCCAGAAAUGGCAAGGCGAGCAAGCACCUGGAUUUAGUAAACGUUUUCCAGAGGAAAAUAACAAGCUAAAGACCAAAAAGAAGAAAGAGCCAGUUUUCUCUCAUUAUUGUGAUACUUGUGACCGUGGCUAUAAAAACCAGGAGAAGUAUGACGAACAUAUUUCCCAACAUAAACAGUGCACAGAAGAAGGUUGCAAUUUCAGCGCACAUGAGAAGAUAGUUCAGAUACACUGGAAGAAUGCACACGCACCUGGUGCUAAAAGAAUAAAAUUAGAUAGUCCGGAAGAGAUUGCUAGAUGGAGAGAAGAAAGAAAAAAAAAUUUUCCUACAUUAGCAAACAUUGAAAGGAAGAAGGCGAUGCAGAUGCAGAAGGAAGAAAGGGGAGAAGUACUGACUACCCAGCAGUUUGGCAAAAUGAAGGGGAUGUGGAAACCUUCAGAAAAUGGAGAGAGGUUUAGGCAACAAGGAAGGCAGAGAAGAAGGCAAAAGCAUCCAUUCUGGAAGAAAUUAAGGAAAAAUGAUGACUAUUAUGAUGUACAUAGAACUCAAAAUGAAACCAAUGGACCAGAAAACAACACUUGUGAAAAGGAACCUGAAAAACAGCUUCCUUCGGCAGCUAAGCCGUACGUGAAGGACGUGGACCCUCUUGGCCUUCUGGCAAACAGUGAUGUUGAAUCCGACAAGGAUGAAGCAGCAGCCGAAGACGAUAGGCUAGGAGUGACGGUUGUCCCCAAGCAUGUCACCUCUGCCCUGAGUUCGUUGUUGACCAACUACGGCAGUGCGUCCGACAGCGAGCCUGAAGAAAUCCCUGUCAAGACUGCAACAAAAGCUGAGAAAAACCAGGCUGCGCUCGGAAAUAUGCCUCAAAGUACUUCUGUUCCUCGGAGUCAAAACUUGAAUCAAAAACGUCCAGAAUAUGCAGGCACGACGUUAAGAAGCUCGAAUUCAAAUGCACGUCCCCCUAGAAGGUCUGAUAACUGGGGCAAGAAAAAAUUGCUUCCGAAGCGCCGACCAACUCUGCUGGAAAUGUUGCUGGCCCAGGACAUCCGACAUGAAAGGAAUGUGAUUCUGCAAUGUGUUCGAUACCUCAUCCAAAACAAUGUGUUUGGACUCCGUUUUAAAACAGAACCACAAGCUGAAACAGAGACUGAGCAGUCCCCUCCAACUACAGCUACAGCAGAGUCUUUGACAGACAAACCUGAUGAUUCUAAUUGUUCUCGUAGCUCUGACCUUCCGUUAGGAGGAGGAGAAGCAGAGGCAGUAUUAAUAGCUCAGGGUGAGAAAGCACCUGGGGAUCAGACUUCACAGAUGGCUCACUUGGCAGAUGAGGACACAUGGGAAACCCCGUCAAUUCAAUCUGAAGAAGCACUGUAG